GAAAAACGGUCGCCCACUUGUUUGCUUCCGGGUCACCAUUUCACGUUGCCACACCGUAAACACAGCCCAGUUCAAACAGAAUCGUUCAGGAGAAGCGAUGUACUGCUGUUUCUGUUGAGGUUGGAAUAAUCAUGAAGAACAGAAGCGGGGGCUAUGUGGACCACCGGCUCAAGCAGAGAGUGGAGCAGUACAUGGCGACCUGCUCCAGUGAAUAUGUGGACCUGUCUGCCAUGGCUGUGGAACUCCAGAGACUGCACAGGAUGGAUUACGGCAGGCGAAACAAAAUAGCUUUCAGGAUUCAGGUAGAGAAAGUGUAUGACCUAUUAAUGAAGGACUCUGGGCUAAACGAUCUGGAGAGCAAACACUUGGCUAAGAGAGCAAAGCACAGCACCAACAACACCGGUGAAGGCAGCAGCAGCAGCGCAGAGGAGGACGCCGACAGUGAUGACCUCAUUCUGGAGAACACGCCGACCAGCCACAUGAACAGCUCCCUAACUUCUCUGUACCGGAAAGGACUCCCUGAGUCCGACUCCAGCUCCCCCAGGAGAGAUGCGCUUGCUGCCAGCACUCCUGCCAGCGCAGCCAACGCCCCCCCCAGUGCAGGAACACUGGUGUCCACUGGAGGCUGGUUCAUUGACAAAGGCAGAGGCCCUGAGAAGCGCCGCAUCUUAAUCGACCUGUGUGAUGAGGAGCCCACCAACACUACAGCAAACCAGACAGAUGUGUCCAUUCUCGAGUCGGAGAAAUCUACAAAAAAGUCAAAGAAAAGGACAAAGAUCUCUGAAACCACGAAGUCCCGCACCCCAAAUAAGAAAGCAAAAUCUAAAUCACUGGAGCUGCAGUAUCCCACUCUGAAGUUCGAAGAUGUGGGAGGCAAUGAAGAGACGUUAACGGAGGUGUGUAAGCUGCUGAUCCACAUGCGUCACCCAGAGGUGUACCAGAGGCUGGGGAUGGUUCCCCCCAGGGGCUUCCUCCUGCACGGACCCCCCGGCUGUGGAAAGACCCUGCUGGCCCAGGCUGUGGCGGGGGAGCUGAUGCUGCCCAUGUUGAAGGUGUCUGCUCCGGAGCUGGUGUCCGGCGUGUCGGGGGAGUCUGAACAGAAGCUCAGAGAGCUGUUUGACCUGGCUGUGAGCUCUGCUCCGUGUAUCCUGUUCAUAGAUGAGAUCGACGCCAUUACACCGAAGCGAGAGGUGGCAUCUAAAGACAUGGAGAGGAGGAUUGUUGCCCAGCUGCUGACCUGCAUGGACGACCUGAACAGUCUGACGGUGACGGCUCAGGUGAUGGUGAUCGGGGCCACCAACAGGCCGGACUCCCUGGACCCCGCCCUGCGCAGAGCAGGACGCUUCGACAGAGAGAUCUGCCUGGGGAUCCCAGAUGAAGCAGCUCGACUCAGGAUCUUGAAGACGCUGUGUCGGAAGCUGAAGCUGCCGGUGGACUUUGACUUCCAGCAGCUGGCCCGCAUCACUCCAGGCUACGUGGGGGCCGACCUCAUGGCUCUGUGUCGAGAAGCCGCCAUGAGCGCCGUAAACAGAGUUCUGAUGGAAAGAAGAGCAAAAAGCCAAAGACAGUGCUCCACUGAAGACACGGUAACAGCUGGAGCUCAGACUGAGGAGGCUGUGACAGACGGAGAGGUCACAGAGACACAGACAACAGACAUCAUCCCGGUGCCUCAGGAGGAGGCGGGGCACACUGACCUGCAGAGUCCUUCAGGGCAGUGUGUGUCCUGUGUCCAGCAGGGGGAGCUGUGGCACCUGCUGCAGCUGCUGAACAACACUGAAUCUCUGUCAAUGGAGGAGCUGGCCGGCCUGGCCAUCCUCAUGUCAGACUUCCAGGCGUCUCUGGCCAGCGUGCAGCCCUCAGCCAAGAGGGAGGGCUUCGCCACGGUGCCCGACGUCACCUGGGAGGAUGUGGGGGCGCUGCAGGACAUCAGAGAGGACCUGACCAUGGCCAUACUGGCUCCAGUGCGUUCUCCGGAGCAGUUCAAAGCUCUGGGGCUCAGCGCUCCAUCCGGGGUGCUGCUAGCUGGACCUCCAGGAUGUGGAAAGACUCUGUUGGCCAAGGCAGUGGCCAAUGAGUCAGGCCUCAACUUCAUCUCUGUCAAAGGGCCAGAGCUGCUCAACAUGUAUGUUGGUGAGAGCGAGCGUGCUGUCAGACAGGUCUUCCAGAGAGGACGAAACUCGGCUCCAUGUGUUAUCUUUUUUGAUGAGAUCGACGCUCUGUGUCCGCGCCGCUCAGGACACGAGUCAGGAGCCAGCGUGCGGGUGGUCAACCAGCUGCUCACAGAGAUGGACGGCUUAGAGACCAGACGGCAGGUCUUCAUCAUGGCUGCUACCAACAGACCAGAUAUCAUCGACCCUGCCAUACUGAGGCCAGGGCGUCUGGAUAAAACCUUGUACGUGGGUCUGCCUCCUCCAGCGGACCGCCACGCCAUCCUGCUCACCAUCACCAAGGGAGGGACCAAACCUCAGCUGGAGCAGGAUGUCAGUCUGGAGGAGAUUGCCUUCAACGAGCGCUGCGAUUGCUUCAGUGGAGCUGACCUGACUGCGUUGGUGAGGGAAGCCUCUGUGAAUGCUCUGAGGGAAUACCUGAAGACCAAGCCCCCCACCACUGCCACACCUGGACACACGUUCUCCUCUGGCCCGGUUGUUGACAUCAAAGUGAGCAAACUGAAUUUUGAGGAUGCUUUCAAGAAAGUUCGACCAUCUGUGUCCAAAAAAGACCAGAAGAUGUAUGAGCUGCUCAGAGAGUCCCUCAUCAGAUAACUAUUGGACCAGAACCAGUUCAACUUUAGUGAAUCAUUUUAUGGAAUGUAUGUAUACACAUUUUAUUGUGGUGAAUCAUAACUGAUUCCUGCUUUUGUAAUAAAAAAGUGUAGAAACCAAA
Messenger RNA from Eleginops maclovinus (Patagonian blennie), 2883 nucleotides. It is a transcript of the gene nvl, whose product is annotated as nuclear VCP like. Gene Ontology annotation, biological process: ribosome biogenesis. NCBI's taxonomy places the organism in Eukaryota, Metazoa, Chordata, Actinopteri, Perciformes, Eleginopidae. The record is from RefSeq and is a predicted model, not a curated record. The transcript has 24 exons. Gene Ontology annotation, molecular function: ATP hydrolysis activity; preribosome binding; ATP binding. Bases 132 to 2762 code for a protein of 876 amino acids. Gene Ontology annotation, cellular component: nucleus.